Sesamum indicum (sesame) is the source of this 621-nucleotide messenger RNA. Lineage: Eukaryota; Viridiplantae; Streptophyta; Magnoliopsida; Lamiales; Pedaliaceae. The record is from RefSeq and is a predicted model, not a curated record.
ACCUCUAGAAUUGAACCCCCAAAAUAUUGCCCAAAAAACGCACACCAACGAAAAUAAACUGAUCAAAACUCGCACACAACUUCACAAAUUUCGCCAAUUACACUAAUCCUCUGCGGGUGGAGCUCAACGUCCUUGCAUGCAUUGCAUGGCGGAGCUACCCCGGCAGUGCUGAUUAAUCAGCCACCACCACGAGGACGACGACCACAACGUGAAAUGGCGAAUUGCGAGCUGGAAUAUUCAUCGGAAGAAGGUGCACUUUCGACGGUCGUUGCCGUCGACAAAGACAAGAACAGCCAGUUCGCCGUCAGGUGGGCCGUCGAGAAUUUGAGGCCGAACAACCGGCAAAUCAUUCUUGUAUAUGUUUGCACCCAACAACAAAAUUUGCGUCCGCAAGAUGGUGAGGCUCGAAGUCUAAAUCAAGCUGAACUGCAACAGUUGUUCCUUCCUUUUCGUGGAUUUUGUGCUCGCAAAGGGAUUCGUGGAAAGGAAGUGGUUCUGCAUGCCGUAGACGUCACAACCGCGUUGUGCGAGUUUAUAAGUGCUAACUGCAUCAAUACCAUUGUCCUUGGGGCCUCAAGCCGAGGCGCUCUAGCAAGGGCAUUUAAGAAUACAGAUAUUCCA